Messenger RNA from Rhagoletis pomonella (apple maggot), 5217 nucleotides. RefSeq names its product WD repeat-containing protein 26 homolog. NCBI's taxonomy places the organism in Eukaryota, Metazoa, Arthropoda, Insecta, Diptera, Tephritidae. Bases 1189 to 3162 code for a protein of 657 amino acids. The record is from RefSeq and is a predicted model, not a curated record. Gene Ontology annotation, molecular function: protein binding. The transcript has 4 exons. Gene Ontology annotation, cellular component: GID complex. Gene Ontology annotation, biological process: proteasome-mediated ubiquitin-dependent protein catabolic process.
AACACUAGAAGGAAUAGUGGUGAGCAGAAGAAAAAAUAGUAGUUCUUUGUUUCGUCAUCGGUUUUUCGCAAUUUUUUAAUGUUAAACUUGUAUAUUUGUGCUGAAAAAUAUCAAAUAUCGAUAGUAAAAUAUUUAAUUAAUUAUAAUUCAUUGAAUACUUAUUCGAAAAACAUGAACAUAGGAUGAAAAGAACCAUUUUGUAAGUGCACCAAUUGGGCUACAGAAAAAGUGGAAAAGGAAGAAAAAACUUCCAUUGCACUUGGAGAAGACAAAAGAAAGAAGCAGGAAAAAGCAAAUGAAAUAAAACAUUGAAAUUGAGCUUCAUCGAGUUGUGCUGGUGUGUUGUUAUAGCACACAAUACCGUCAUACUAACCAAUAAUAGGAAGACAACAGUCAUACACAUAUAGAACGUCUAUUAAGUAGUUGAUUUUGUGAAGCAGACCACAGCGCAACACAGCAGCUGCCAUAGCAGACUUACUCCGUUGUUUGUAGAAUGUUGGAGCUCUGCUGAGUGGAAAACUAAAACACAACAAAAGUUCUCUAUCGCAACCAUCGUCAGGCAGGUAGAGCUCCAAAGACGUUUAAGCAGAGAGGUUAGCAAUCACGUCUCAACGGUAGCAGUAGCAGCAACUGCAAAAGCUUGCGGACCAGAGCGCCUGAACGAGAGCGUUUUCGCGCGACGAGAGUGUUUUGUUGACGUGUGUGUAAGUAAAGAGACUCAAAAUUGAUAGAAAUAACAAGAAGGCUGCUGCAACUGGUGCCUCUUCCGAGGACCAGCCGCCGCGCAAAAAAGGACGACGUUCAGCAGGAGGAUCAACAGCAGCAGCCGCAGCGGGAGCUUCAAUAACGACGACCGGAAUCGCCGCAGCAGCAGCAGGAGCACCUAGCAGCAAUUGUCUCAGUACGAGUGUGUCUAUUGACGCAGAAACAGCGUCGACUUCACGAGCGGCACAACAGCAGCGAUUAAAUCAAAAUCAAAAUACCCGUGAGAAGCAAAAUAGAGGUGAACCAAAAAAUAGUAAUAGCGUAAAUACUGAAACAAUUGAGAAUACACAAGAAAAUACAACAAGAAACUCACCAAUUAGCAGUGAUAGUGUUGUGGACGCCGUCAGUGGCGCUGUCGUUGAUCGUAAUAUUGAAGUAUUUGAACAAAGUACUAAUUCCAAUAGUGGUAACGAAACAACGAAAAUGCAAAACUCGGCUUUGAAUCCCUCAUCAUCGAGCGCGUCCUCGUCGGGUUCGGGUACGGGUACGGGUACGGGUUCCGCGUCCGUAUCGGCUUCCGGUGCCGCUCCGGUUGGCAAUUCAUCAUCAGCUAAUUCGGCAGCUGAUGGUGGUGGUGGUGGUGGUAGUAGUACGCUGGGACCUGCUGGCGGCGAUUCGCUGGCCAAUGUGUCCAAUUCGGCAAAUUCAUCGACUUCAACGUCAAAUGGACACGACACAAAACAUAAUGGCUUUUCGGACAACAAUGAAAGUGGCACCUUAGAUGCACAAAACAAUCAUGAUCAAUCGAUCGUGGCCGUCGCCAAUCACAAUUUUCACUUGGACAAAACUAAUCAAGAGAUUAUUCGGUUGAUUGGUCAAUACUUGCAAGACAUUGGUUUAGACAAAUCGGUAAAAACCUUAAUGACCGAAUCGGGUUGCUAUUUGGAGCAUCCAGCUGCCUCGAAGUUUCGGGAGCAUGUCUUGUCGGGCGAGUGGGGAAAGGCAGAUGCCGAUUUGAAGGAGCUUGAACCACUCAUUGAUAAUGGCAAACCGUCGACUAUCAUCGAAAUGAAAUUUUUAUUAUUAGAGCAAAAGUACUUGGAAUUUUUGGACGAUGGUUGUCCAUUGGAUGCCUUACAUGUGUUGCGCAAUGAGCUAACACCGUUACAGCACAACACGUCUCGCGUCCAUCAACUUUCCUCAUAUAUGAUGUGUUCGAAUAAUCACGAUCUCUAUCAACGCGCCAAAUGGGAAGGCAAAGGUAUAUUAUCACGUGCUGUGGUCAUGGACCGACUGCAAGCAUUCCUACCACCAUCGGUUAUGAUGCCACCACGCCGUUUACGCCACCUACUACAACAAGCAGUUGAAUUGCAAUCGAAACAUUGCGAUUUCCACGAUAUGGCCUUUAAAACAAAUCUACAGAGUGUAUCAUUGCUCAGUGAUCACACCUGCGAUACCGAUGGCUUUCCCAUGCAGACCAUACAGGUACUCACCGAUCACUGCGAUGAAGUUUGGUAUUGUAAAUUCUCGCCAGAUGGCUUGAAACUUGCUACUGGCAGCAAAGAUUCCACAGUCAUUAUAUGGGGUGUAGAUCCAUAUAAGUUGACAUUAAAGCAUCGUCGCAUACUCGAAGGUCAAUCGAAUAUAAGUGUGGCUUUUGUUAGCUGGAGUCCCGAUUCGAAACUCUUAUUAGUGGGUGGACCCGAUGAUACACCCGAAAUUUGUAUAUGGAAUGUAGAAGAUGGCAAGCUGGUGUUAAAGAUGUCUCAAUCGGUGGAUGACAGUCUAUCGUGUGGUGCUUUCAAUCGCGAUGGUACACGCUUCGUUUGCGGCGGUCAAAAGGGACAAUUCUAUUUGUGCGACCUGAGUGGAACGAUUCUCAAUACGUGGGAAGGGGUGCGCAUCAAUAGCGUGGCCUACCGCGCAGACAAUAAGACUAUAAUAGCAUCCGAUAGUCAUUAUCGUAUCAGAGGCUAUAAUUUUGAAGAUCCGGGUACAGAUUUCGACAUACUCAAAGAACCGCACCCGAUCAUGACUUUUACGGUAAACUCUGCAGAUCGUUUGGCACUGCUCAAUAUUUCUAGCCAAGGCUUGCAUCUAUGGGAUUUGGAGGACAAGUGCCUGGUACGUCGGUUUCAAGGAAUUCGUCAGAGCAAAUUUGCCAUACACUCAUGCUUUGGUGGUGUAAAUGAGAGUUUUGUGGCGAGCGGUAGUGAGGAUAAAUUGGUAUGUAUUUGGCAUAUACGACGUGAAGAGCCGUUGGGCAAGCUGGCUGGUCACACAAAAACAGUGAAUUGUGUUUCCUGGAAUCCUGUGUAUCCGUCCCUUUUGGCAUCGGCCAGUGAUGAUGCCACAGUACGCAUUUGGGGCCCAAAAUCACACAGUGCCAAUGCAACACCCGAGAGUGAUGACUGUUCAUCUUGUUCAUCAUCAUCGUCGUGGAACAUGACAUCGUAAUUCAACACAAACAAAUGCAUAUAUAGACGUCAUAACAGCGAUAACCAAUAGAGGAGCACACCGUUGUUGUCGCCAUAACCAAGUAGAUAAACACAAAAAAACUACAAUACCAAUAUUACAAUAGUACCAACAAUUACAAUCGACAAACAACAACAAAAAUAUGCUGUAGAGCUGAAUGGAAGGCAAAGAAAAUAUUUGUUAAGGAGCUAAAGAAAGAAACAGCAACAGCAAGCAUAAAGUAUUCAUGUACAGGACAGUGUUGUAAUUAAUACCAACAACGCGAUACACUUUUCGAAUUCAAGUUCGAAAGUGUAAUUCGACGAAAGAAGCAGCAGUUUUUGUGGGAUUAGAAUGUAAGCGUGCAAGCACAGCAGCAAUAAAAUAGUCCAAUUUUCUUUUUAAAUCCUAACUAUCUACAUACAUGUAAAGGCAACAUAAAAAUCAUGAACAUAGAGAUACAAAUAUGUUAAAUGAAUACCAACAAUAAUUAUUAACGAAAAAAUAUAAAGAAUCACGCCACAACAAUAAAUUAGUUUGAAAAAUAAAGCAAAAAAAAAAAAAAGAUGUAAUUGAUGAAAAAAUAAACGGCUGGAUACAGAAGCAAACAUUAAGAAAAAAUUAAUUGUAGCAAUUAAAACGAAGGUUUAUAUGUAACGUAUAAGAUAAGCGUUAAUUAUAGUAACAAUAUUAAUAAUUGAGCACUGCAGUGGGAGAAAAGGGGCUUUGCAGUGGCGCGCAUAUACUGAGACAUGUAGUCUAAAAGUGUUUUAAAAAAUGUUAUGUUUUGAAGAAGAAAACCAAACUACUAUAUAUAAUAAAUCGUCAUUUGUGUGCUAAUGAUAAAUUAGGUGACUGCUUGUAAUAUACUUCACAUUUGCAUACGCACGAAAAAAAAAUAAUUUCCGGCAGGUUCUGCAAUUCACUUGCGUGUGAAUUUUAACAAAAGUCAUCUUGAAUUCAACAUUUAGGAUUCUGCAUCUCACUUUCCGAGUUUUAUUUCUACUUUCUUUCGGAAUGCAUAACCUGCCUUAAAAACUGAAUUUGUGAAUUGCAUUAUUUGCCUGAUUACUUUUUUAUUGAAUAAAAUCAAAAAAUGUUUUAAAACAAGAAAAACACCAACACUCCACAUGCAAUACAAAGCCUUGUUUCGAUUUUUAAUGCAAAUUUUAUUUUUAACUGAUUUAUCUAAUUGUUAUUUUUUGAUUACUUUCGAAUUUGAAUACUUUUUAACUCAAAACACGGCAUACAAAAAUAGUAUCGGCGAAUAAAUAUUGAAAAAUAACAAUUUACGUUGCACCGUUACCUUAGCUCACAUGCUAGAUUAUAACAAUGCUACUGAUGUGCCGUUUUUUAAAUAAUUGUAAAUAAUAUCUCGUUUUAAUUUUUUACUGAUGCAGAAAUAACAGAUUUUUUAAACAAGAGUGUAACCAAUUUGUCAAGCAAUUCACUCACGAAAUGUGUAUAAUCCUUACUUUUGUGCGCCACGCAUUCGACUGUGCUAUUUCCCCUUUUUUAGUUUUUUUUACAAUAAUUAUAGCAUUAGUAAUGAUCUUAAGCCGAUACAUACAUAUGUAUGUACAUAUAUAUAUAUGUAUGAAAAUUUAAUAAGCGUAUACAAAAACUAAAUACAUACGCGCAUCAGAGAAAAAUGGCAAAUAGUUAUACAGAUAGAAUCCAUAUAAACAUACAUAUAAGCAAGAAAAGCACACAGCCGUUGUUGAAAAAAUAUACCAAGCUUAGAUAACCAACAGCUUAAGUAUGUAUUAAAUGAUUAGAUACGAUUUCCUGCACCCAAGCGAAAAUAUUAUAUAAAAUCAUAGUAAAUAAAUCAAAAAGGACUAGCAAACCCUAAAUACAUUCAUACAGUACAGUAAAAAUAACAAUCUUAAGAGACAAUUGCGUAUGUCAGUAUGUAUGUACAUAUGUACAUACUAUAUGCAUUCUUGUGUUUAGUCUAAACUUUAGACAUACAUAUAUAAAUAAACAAACAUUUUUAAUUACGCAAUUAUGUAAAAGGAAAUAAAUUACUUUUAUGUAAUACAUUUCAUUUUUGUA